This is a messenger RNA of Somion occarium, 2527 nucleotides long. NCBI's taxonomy places the organism in Eukaryota, Fungi, Basidiomycota, Agaricomycetes, Polyporales, Cerrenaceae. The record is from the annotation of a GenBank genome assembly.
AUGCGCCAGUAUAGCACUUUUGUGGGCCACCGCAGCGGAUCGCCUUUCCUCGUCGGUUUGGAUGAUCCAAAUUCUGAUGAUGAGAAGCGCAUUGCAAAUGUGAUUGUGACCUCGUCGGAGACGAAGAUCAUAAGUAUAACCUUUUUGUUCAAUGACGGCACCUCAUCAUCGUCAUCAUCGUCAUCUGGGGCUGAAGGAACCGGUAUUCGAGAGGAUGGUUUUUCCACAUCUGGCGACGACAUUGUCCAAAUUGUGGCGACUGCUGGAAAAUGUAUCGAAAGCUUGCAGCUUAUUACUUCAUCUGGUGUUGUCUCGCAUGUACUUGGAGUCCAGAACCACCGAUAUCCAGUAAUUCACCUGAAGUCUCCCACAGGCUCACCUCUAGUCGGCCUGGUAGGCUUUGGCGAUGAUUCUGUGCAGGGUAUCCAGGCCGUUUGGUCGGCGAGCAACAGGUACCUGCCUGAAGUCAAUGUCUCACAAACCAUAGGGACGUAUUCCAUGCACAAGGGUUGGAGCGACUUGGACUCAGGAGCUCAACGCAAGAAGAUCAAAGCCCUUGAGAUUCGCAGUGGAUGGUGGAUAGAUGGCUUUCGUUUCGUCUACUCAGAUGGAAGUGCUACACCUUGGAGGGGCGGAUAUGGCGGCCUUGAGACUAAGUGGGAACUACAAGAUGAUGAGCAUUUCAUACAGAUUUACGUCACUGGCGAAGAGAAGAUCUGUAGUCUUGCUUUUGUCACGUCAAGGGAUGCUAACAUCACGAAUACGUUUGGACGACCAUGUGGAAAACAGCAACUUCUACAAUCCUCAGGCACUGAACCUUUACUUGGCUUCCUUGGCUCUGGUGAUGAAUGUAUUCAAAGUCUACAGCCCAUUUGGAAAACCCAGCCUAUUGACCAAAUCUUCACGUUGCAGACCUGCGACCCUGUUGGAUCACAGAGCGGUUCGGCUUGGUCGGACAAAGAUUGUGGCUCUGCGCACAAGAAGAUAUCAAACAUACACGUCAGACAUGGUUCGUGGAUCGACGCCCUAACCGUUACUUAUGCGAAUGGCUCAACGACGCCGAGAAGAGGAGGUCAAGGAGGGAAGGAGGACAUCUUCAAUAUUCUCGCCAACGAGGACGUCGCUGAGAUCCGAGGUACGGCGAAUGACAAGUUAACCUCAAUCCAAUUUGUGACAUCAUCAGGACGGGAGUCACAGUUGUACGGAAAGUGGGAUGGUUACCCUUUCGUAUGGAGAUGCGACUUCGGUCCUGAUCCAAGCGCCUUAGAAGGUUUCAAAGGAUCUGGUGAUACUUGCAUUCAAAGCAUUGAGCCAUUAUGGUCAUGCAGAAGAUGCCUCAGAGGCGAUCUGAUGUUCUCUGAAUGUCGUGAACAAAUCUCAAACUUCAGGUCCAAAGCGGAUUCCAUUGAUGGACAACUCGCCACAUAUUCCAUCUCUAUCCCAAAGCUUGUCCCCGCAUUGAUCAAACUAGCUCAACCAUCUUACCAGAUUGCCCUCCAGAACCUCGUGGCCCUAGGAAAGACGCUUCAAAGAACAGAGCCCGGUACCCCAGAAGCGAUCAAAACCCUGUCUACUAAUUGGAAACAACAAUGCACGUCACUCUUCCACAGUUUCGAAACAGUCUACCGGCUUUCCUCCGACUCGGCCAAACUGUGCUCUCGCCAAGUAGAGUGUAUUGUCUAUCUCACCAGUGAACUCGAGAAGAUGGAACAUCAGGCGAACGAUCUUUCAGAAAUCAUCGCUUCCGCUUUGGCUAGGAGACAUGUGGAGAUGGGGCAGAAUCAACAAAGGAUACGAGAAAGUGAAGACGCCAUCGCGCAGGCUCAAGCCAACGUGGACGCCUUUGUCAAUUCCCGGCCGAUACCAUUCCUGGAUAUGAGUGAUACAUUGAAGGCGGCCGAAGCGAUCAUUAAGUUCCUUAGAGCUAUGCCUGAUUUCUUAAUUCCAGAUGAGCUUUUACGACAGGGAGAGCUAGUUGAAAAAGGCAUCAAUGACGUACGUCGCACUAUGGACGCAGGUAACACUGCACGUCUUCGGCUUCCUCUGGUGAAGGCGGACUUCGAGAAAGCGAGCCAAGAUGCAGCCACCUCCGGUAGCCUUGUCUACGACCUUGGUGCUUGUGCUACAAAGUACCAAGAACAGAUCGCCGCUACGAAACCUCACAGAGAGAAACUGCUGGAAAUCGCGCAGCUAAGUUGGGAUGCAACUAGAGUUGUAGGUCAAGUCACAGCCAAGACGGAGUUCUUCGAAUACUAUGAAGCGGAGAAGAUCAGGACAACGUUGGUGAAGCUUCAUGCGUUGUUGGGCGGGUUUGAGCCAUUGGAGGAGAAUACGCUUCGUGCGAUCAUCACUCAUGCUGAAGCAGUUGGUGCUGCGAAGACAGAGGUUCAGGAUGUGGUAUGCCAAGUGUAGACUCAAUUCUAUUACAAGGGAUCAUUCACCGUAGUCAUCGAAUCGCAUUUCGUAUACACGUUACAAACGCUAUAGCGUCAAUCCAUAGCAAAAGUCAUAAAUUACCGACAUGUCA